UGGGUUUCUGCAGUUGCACUUGUUUUAUGCAAACCAGCCUUUUUAUGGAUCUGAUCUCUGCCUGUGAACGGACGAUGACUCCUGUAGGCUUGGACACCAUAGUGGCAGACCUGGUCUCCAUGUCCCCGAACGUCACCGCAGUGGGAUCGCCGGGCAUCUCGGUGGCAACCAGAACCUUAAUCCUACUUGUCUGUCUGCUGCUGGUUGCAUGGAAGCACACAGACAAGAAAGCUGCACCGGGUCCUUGUUUCUGUCUGGGCUUGGGCCCACUUCUGUCAUAUGUGAGAUUCAUCUGGACUGGUAUAGGCACAGCCAGCAACUACUACAACAACAAGUACGGAGACAUUGUCAGAGUCUGGAUCGACGGAGAGGAGACCCUCAUAAUCAGCAGGUCAUCAGCGGUGCACCAUGUACUGAAGAAUGGACAUUAUACUUCACGUUUUGGAAGCAAGCAAGGACUCAGCUGCAUCGGCAUGAACGAGAGAGGCAUCAUAUUUAACAACAACGUAACUCUGUGGAAAAAGAUACGCACCUACUACACCAAAGCCCUGACAGGUCCGGGCUUGCAGCAGACAGUGGAGGUUAGCGUCUCCUCCACGCAGACUCACCUGGACGACCUGGACAGUUUGGGUCAUGUGGAUGUUCUCAGUUUGCUGCGCUGCACCGUGGUCGACAUUUCCAACAGACUCUUUCUGGGUGUCCCUGUCAACGAAAAAGAGCUGCUGCUGAAGAUUCAGAAAUAUUUUGACACGUGGCAGACUGUGCUAAUCAAACCAGACGUUUACUUCAAAUUUGACUGGAUUCACCAAAGGCACAAGGCAGCAGCCCAGGAGCUGCAAGACGCCAUAGAGAGCCUCGUGGAGCAGAAGAGGAGAGAUCUGGAGCAGGCGGAUAAACUAGACAACAUCAACUUCACCGCAGAGCUCAUAUUUGCACAGAACCAUGGCGAACUGUCUGCGGAGAACGUGAAGCAGUGUGUGUUGGAGAUGGUGAUCGCAGCACCAGACACUCUGUCCAUCAGCCUCUUCUUCAUGCUGCUGCUCCUCAAACAGAAUCCAGAUGUGGAGUUUAGGCUGCUCCAUGAGAUAGACACUGUUGUAGGUGAGAGACCGCUCCAGAACGGGGACCUUCAGAGGCUACAGGUGCUGGAGAGCUUCAUCAACGAAGGCUUGCGCUUCCACCCUGUGGUGGACUUCACCAUGCGUCGAGCCCUGGCUGACGACGUCAUAGAUGGCUACAGGGUACCGAAGGGCACAAACAUCAUCCUGAACACUGGCCGUAUGCACAGGACAGAGUUUUUCGUCAAACCCAAUGAAUUCAGUCUGGAAAACUUUGAGAGAAAUGCUCCCCGCCGGUACUUCCAGCCGUUCGGUUCGGGCCCUCGCGCCUGCGUUGGCAAGCACAUUGCCAUGGUAAUGAUGAAAUCCAUCCUGGUGACGCUGCUCUCCCAGUACUCUGUUUGCCCCCAUGAGGGCUUGACCCUAGACUGCCUCCCACAGACCAACAACCUCUCCCAGCAGCCUGUUGAGCAUCAGCAGGAGGCCGAACAUCUCAGCAUGAGAUUCUUACCCAGACAGAGAGGAAGCUGGAAAACACUCUGAGACUCUGACCUUUAGUUGUACCCACACAUUUAAAUCUCCAUAACAAUUAUAUUAUGACUGUACAGAGCUAUGCUAUAUAUUUGGUAUAUAUAUAUGGUAAGUAUUACAAAUUGUAUUUCUACUUGAACUUUUAUGUAUGUUGUGAUCUGUAAGUUUAGACAUGCUAAUACUGAAGUAAAUGUAAAUUAUUGUG
This is a messenger RNA of Anarrhichthys ocellatus (wolf-eel), 1794 nucleotides long. It is a transcript of the gene cyp19a1a, whose product is annotated as cytochrome P450, family 19, subfamily A, polypeptide 1a. The record is from RefSeq and is a predicted model, not a curated record. Lineage: Eukaryota; Metazoa; Chordata; Actinopteri; Perciformes; Anarhichadidae. The transcript has 9 exons. Gene Ontology annotation, biological process: female gonad development; response to estradiol. Gene Ontology annotation, molecular function: aromatase activity; heme binding; iron ion binding. The coding region runs from base 27 to 1601 and encodes 524 amino acids. Gene Ontology annotation, cellular component: endoplasmic reticulum.